AUGUCAUUCAAUACUGCUUUAGAUUUUAGAAGUUUUAUCAAAACACUUAAAGAUGAAGGAGAUUUACAGGAGAUCAAUGCUGAAAUUGAUCCAGAUUUAGAACUAGGUGCUAUUAUGAGAAAAGUAUAUGAAGAUAAAUUACCUGCUCCAUUAUUCAACAAAUUAAAACAGGAUCCAAAAAAUGUUGAUCCUGAUAAUUUAUUUCGUGUUUUAGGUUGUCCAGGUGGUUUAAGAUCAUUCGGUAAUGAUCAUGCUAGAAUUUCAUUACAUUUAGGAUUAGAUUCACAAGCUCCGAUUAAUGAGAUUAUAAAUUAUUUAAUUUCCGUUAGAAAUCCAAUUGAUUUCAUACCUCCAAAAUUAGUUUCGAAUGAUGAAUCACCACAUAAGAAAAAUCACUUGAAUAAAGAUCAAAUAGAUUUAACUAAAUUACCGAUUCCUCAUUUACAUCCUGGUGAUGGUGGUAAAUAUUUACAAACUUAUGGAAUGUGGGUUGUUCAAACUCCUGAUAAAUCAUGGACUAAUUGGUCAAUUGCAAGAGGUAUGGUUCAUGAUUCUCAUUCAAUUGUUGGUUUAGUUAUGAAUCCACAACAUAUAAGUCAAGUCACAGAAGCAUGGAUGAAAAUUGGCAAAGGUGAUAAAAUUCCAUUUGCUUUAUGUUUUGGAGUACCUCCAGCAGCUAUUUUAGUUUCUUCAAUGCCUAUACCUGAUGGUAUGACUGAAGCUGAAUAUAUUGGAGCAUUAUGUAAACAAGCAUUACCUGUUGUGAAAUGUGAAACUAAUGAUUUGGAAGUACCAGCAAAUUGUGAAAUUGUAAUUGAAGGUUAUUUAGAUAGAAAUCAUUUAGUUUCAGAAGGUCCAUUUGGUGAAAUGCAUGGUUAUUGUUUCCCACAUGAUUCAAUAAAACAACCAACUUAUAAAGUUGAACAUAUGACAUAUAGAGAUAAUGCAAUUUUACCAGUUUCAAAUCCAGGUUUAUGUGUAGAUGAAACACAUACAUUAAUUGGAGGUUUGGGUUCUGCUGAAACUAAAUAUUUGUUGUUACAACAUCCAAUAUUGAAGAAUAUAGUUCUUGAUGUAUUUACACCUUACGAAGCACAAGCAUUAUGGUUGACAAUUAAAAUUAAUACAAAAGAAUUGGUUAAAUUAAAUACAAAUGCUAAAGAUUUAAUGAAAUUAAUUGGUAAUUUCUUAUGGAAAUCAAAGGAAUGUUAUAAAGUAUGUCUGAUAAUUCAUGAAAUUAUUCUAGUUGGUGACGAUAUUGAUAUUUUCAAUUUUAGAAAAUUUAUUUGGGCUUAUACAACAAGACAUACACCUGGAAAUGAUCAAUUAUUUUAUGAUGAUGUUAAAUCCUUCCCAUUAGCUCCAUUCAUUUCACAAGGACCAUUAAUAAAAACUAAAACUGGUGGUAAAGUAGUUACAAAUUGUAUAUUUCCAAAACAAUUUACUGAUCCAAAUUAUGAAUUUACUACUUGUGAUUUUGGAGGGUACCCAAAAGAUAUAAAGGAUAAGGUAUUGAAAGAUUGGUCUAAUAUAUAUAUCUAG
Messenger RNA from Insectozyma verbasci, 1542 nucleotides. The record is from the annotation of a GenBank genome assembly. Lineage: Eukaryota; Fungi; Ascomycota; Pichiomycetes; Serinales; Debaryomycetaceae.